UCCAGCAGCGCUUGAGUAGUACUAGAUAGAUGGGCACAUAUUUGUAGGCUCUUUUAAAGUUUGAAAUAUAUCCAGAUAAUUCAGUUGAUGACUGUGAUUGAUCUGAAACUACUUCAGUUAACGUAAAAUUUAACCGUUUCUUGGAGUUGAUGAAAAGAGUUGUGGCGUAUUUUAAACCGUGCGUAGUUUCUCAGCUCCGUCAGUAAACGUUUGAGAUUCCCUGACGAGACAUUGCAUUUGGACAUUUAACACCGGGAUAAGAUGACAGCAAUCAGAAUGGUUUCAUCAGUGCUGCUGCUGGUGCUGAUGCAGUCCGGAGCUCUUUGCGCACGGAGGUUCAGGGGUGGCCGCAACCCACAACCACGCCGUUCGCCUCCUCCCACACGGGCGGACCGGGGGGACACCACGGAGAGCUUCCCUCUUGAUUUCACCGCCGUGGAGGAGAACAUGGAUAACUUCAUGACCCAGGUGAAGAACCUUGCGCAGUCCCUCUACCCGUGUUCGGCGCAGAAGCUUGACUACGACAUGAAGCUCAACUUUUUGGAGAAUACAACAGUCACCUGCAACGAUGGGAGUCCUGCAGGGUACUACCUGAAAGAGUCUCGAGGCAGCAGACGGUGGUUGAUAUUCCUAGAGGGUGGCUGGUACUGCUUCAACAAGGAGAACUGUGACAGCCGAUACGAGACCAUGAGGAGAUUGAUGAGCUCAUCCAAGUGGCCCCAAACUAAAACAGGCACAGGGAUCCUGUCUCCGCUGCCCGAGGAAAAUCCUCACUGGUGGAAUGCCAACAUGGUGUUCAUCCCGUACUGCUCCAGUGAUGUUUGGAGCGGCGCUACAGCCAAAACAGAGCAGAGUGGCUAUGCCUUCAUGGGCUCACUGAUCAUACAGGAAGUUGUGAAGGACCUGCUGACCAAAGGUCUGGACAACGCCAAAGUCCUCCUAUUAGCAGGAAGCAGUGCUGGUGGUACUGGGGUCCUUUUGAACGUGGACCAUGUGGCGGAGUUGCUGGAGGGCCUGGGGCACACUGGGAUACAAGUGCGAGGCCUUUCUGAUUCUGGCUGGUUCCUGGACAACAAGCAGUACCAGUGCACGGACUGCGUGGACGCCGUCACAUGUACCCCCACUGAAACCAUCAAGAGAGGCAUAAAGUACUGGGGUGGAGUGGUUCCAGAGAGUUGCAGGCAAACCCAUGAAGGAGAGGAGUGGAACUGUUUCUUUGGAUAUAGAGUCUUCCCAUCGAUAAAAAGCCCAGUUUUUGUUGUCCAGUGGCUGUUUGACGAGGCCCAGUUGACAGUAGAUAACAUUCAGUUGACAGGCCAGCCUGUGCAGGAAGGCCAAUGGCGCUACAUCCAAAAUCUGGGCAUUGAGCUGAGGAACACACUCAAAGAUGUGCCGGCUAUGUUUGCUCCAGCAUGCCUUUCACAUGAAGUUAUCACCAGAAAUUACUGGAUUGACAUUCAGGUUAAAGGUACCUCUUUGCCACGAGCUCUGCACUGCUGGGACCGCAGCCUCAACGACAACAGGAACAACAAGGCUCCACCCAAGGGCUGCCCCGUGCAUCUGAUCGACAGCUGCCCGUGGCCGCACUGCAACCCCACCUGCCCCACCAUCCGAGACCAGUUCACAGGACAAGAGAUGAACGUCAUUCAGUUCCUCAUGCACAUGGGCUUCGAUGUGCAGAAGAUGGCUCAGCAGCAGGGCAUGGACCCCAGCAAGCUACUGGGCAUGCUCAGCAGCGGCAGCUAAAAACACACACACACACACACACACACACACACACACACACACACACACACACACACACACACACACACACACACACACACACACACACACACACACACACACACACACACACACACACACACACAGCAUCGCCAAGCUAAGCCACGGCUGGCUGGUCUCUUUGGCCCGUCUACCAUGUCUGAUACCUCCAACUCCACCUUCACAGGGGCGGGGCAACACAAAACCAAGACAAGGAACAACUCUCUGCUACUCUCCUUUUAAAUUAUCUUUUGCUUUGAAAAAAGAAAAAUAUCACGAAUGUAAUCCAGUUUUAAGGAUGCUCAUUGAUGUUUUGUUUUUUAUAUUAUAUUCAUUCUACCGUAUAGAUUAUAUUUUGUCAUUGUUUAACGAAGAAAGAGGAAACACCACAAUGACGUAAGGAUGCUGUUUUUGUUAAGUAGUCACUAUAGAGUAUAUAAAGUCUUUAUUUUGUUUAUUACUGUUUAAUAGUUUCUCAUUACACAAAAACUACAACAUGGCAGACAAAGGGGCAUAUGAUGAGGUGAGGAAGGCACUGGAUCAGAAAAAACUAUUUGUCUUAAAAAUAGAAGGAUAGAGAUAAACCUACAUUCCUGUCAUCAGCCUGUGGUAUAAGACACAGUUAAAUUAACACACCCUGAUAGUUAGGCUGAAAAUAAAGCUGGAAACAGAUACAUAUCAUAUUUUAUUUUUUUAAUGAAAGUAGCCAGAUUAAUAAGUCAAACCAAAUGCAGACAAUGCCAUAUACUUUAUAUACUUUUUGUGAUUAUCAUAGAUUAAGAGAAAAGAUUAAAGUAAUGUGAGACAGUGUUAAAAAUCGAAUUAGCAUAUGUUCAGUUUCUACAGCUGUGAAGAUGCUACAAUGCGUGGUUUGGUGGUUUGCUGAGGUUGAUUGUGGUGCUAACCUGGAAACACUAACAGUCUAUCAUUAGAUAUACAUAAACCACAAUGCCAUUACAUCUCAUCUUUAGCUAUUUUUCAGAGGCUACAUCUUCACAAGACAGUUGAAACCGGAAACAUCAGGUACACAUUGGGUCAGUAGUAGUCAUUAACAAUCCUCAAAUCAAUGGAAUGAACAUUUAAAGGGAGACAAAUAUUGUGUAUUGUAUAUUUUUUGAGUAUUUGUAUAGGUUCUUUCAAGUGUUCACUAUUGUAACUCCCUUCUUAUAUAUCACAAUAGAGAUCACUUUUUAAUAUAAUGAUAGUGUUGUAUCUAAUGAUGUCCUCAUUAAUGAUUUUAAAGGACCUCUAUUUUGCAUCACACCAGAGAAGGAAAGGUAUUACUAAUAGUAAUUUUAUUCUGUAACAUAUUUUUUAACAGGAAAAAAAAACUCAAGCUACAUUGGUAAUUUACAUAUUUAUUUUGUUAUGUAAAUCAUAUUUAUAAGUGCUAUUUACACAGAGAAGUGAUUCUUUGUCAAUUGUAAAUACAUUGCUAUUUUUUCUCUUUG
Messenger RNA from Eleginops maclovinus (Patagonian blennie), 3215 nucleotides. It is a transcript of the gene notum1a, whose product is annotated as notum, palmitoleoyl-protein carboxylesterase a. Gene Ontology annotation, biological process: negative regulation of canonical Wnt signaling pathway; protein depalmitoleylation. NCBI's taxonomy places the organism in Eukaryota, Metazoa, Chordata, Actinopteri, Perciformes, Eleginopidae. The record is from RefSeq and is a predicted model, not a curated record. Bases 262 to 1746 code for a protein of 494 amino acids. The transcript is spliced from 11 exons. Gene Ontology annotation, molecular function: palmitoleyl hydrolase activity.